Molecule: messenger RNA, 1101 nt
Organism: Aedes aegypti (yellow fever mosquito)
Lineage: Eukaryota; Metazoa; Arthropoda; Insecta; Diptera; Culicidae
Gene: Eaf6
Product: chromatin modification-related protein MEAF6
Exons: 3
Coding region: 129-776 (215 amino acids)
Cellular component (GO): NuA4 histone acetyltransferase complex
Source: RefSeq, a predicted model, not a curated record
CUGUCACCGCCCACUUUUCGCUUUUCGUUCAUCAAAACUCUCAGAUCAAAACAAACCUGCAAUCAACAAAACGAAUAACAAAAUUUUAUACAAUACUUUGCACUCUUUUAACUUUUCAUCAACUCAAAAUGACAGCCAAAUCGUCCAGUAGUUUAGAUACCAGGGCAGAGCUUGCUGAAUUGGUGAAAAGAAAGGCAGAAAUAUCGGAAACCCUCGCAAAUCUUGAGCGGCAAAUCUAUGCUUUCGAAGGUUCCUAUUUGGAGGAUACGCAGCUUUACGGAAACAUCAUUCGGGGAUGGGACCGUUACCUGACCACAAACAAAACGACCAACUCCAAGGCGGACAAACGGAACCGGAAGUUCAAGGAAGCGGAACGAUUGUUCUCCAAGUCAUCCAUCACUUCGAUGGCCGCCGUGAGUGGUUUGGUAGACCCGAACGACGCUAAGCAUGACCGUAACAGCGAAUCGGAUUCGAUGACCAACGACGAUUCGAGCGACAACCAAAUCGGUGCCAUCAAUUCCAGUUCAUCGCUCUCUGCAACCCACGAUCCGGCGGCAGUCAAAACGCCCGUGAGCAAGAGCUUGAAUUCAUCCAAGAGCAGCACCAUCGAGAAAUCUUCGUCCUUCUUGAACCGCCCUGUAACUCCAACCAAAGAAGCCGCGAAUACAGGUUCGGCGAAGGAAUCGAGCACACCGAGCAGCACCGCCAAGCACAAGGCAGCAAACGUUAGCUCGGUGAAGAAAAACAGCUCCAACAAGAAGGUUCGUCAUCGUUAAGCUUUCCCGAACAGGUAGGGAGCCGAAUCCUAUUCUUGGCACUUUUGACUCACUUGGGCAGUGGGGUUUUUUGAAAGCUCAAAUUUGGCCACAAUAUGCGUCGUACUGGAGCGCUUCGUACUGCAAAGUUUCAGACCAUUCGGCCGAGAAAAACCCCCCAUGCCAAAGUGAAUCUUGGAGGUGCCCAAGUGGUUCUGCACCCUACCUACCCAAAUAUUGCACUUUUAGAACGGAUUUUAAUUGUCAAGAACACAACACUAUGGAUCUUAAAUGCUUGUAAUUGUAUGUUUCAAUAGAACUAACUUAUGGUUAAUUAGAGACGAAA